This is a messenger RNA of Penicillium diatomitis, 837 nucleotides long. RefSeq lists its product as uncharacterized. Bases 1 to 837 code for a protein of 278 amino acids. The transcript has 2 exons. The record is from RefSeq and is a predicted model, not a curated record. NCBI's taxonomy places the organism in Eukaryota, Fungi, Ascomycota, Eurotiomycetes, Eurotiales, Aspergillaceae.
AUGCCCGUGGCAACACUUCAUCUUCUCUCCUUCUCCAAGUCUACGGACCCCCAGUCCUUCCUCCAGCAACUCAAGCAAUGUCCCGACAUCAAAGUGAUCGUGGCGUCGCGCCCCCGCCACGUGGUGAUCCACCCAACGAUCCUCGACCAGAACACCUUGACCCAAACACCUUGGGAUCUUCUCGUUCUUCUGGCAAAAAAUGACCCAAAAGACACCAACGACCCAAUCCCCGCUACUCUGCGGUCUGCCAUUACUGCGGAAUAUAAAGUGACAGCCGGGAUUCCAUCCAAGCUCAUCGCGACCUAUCCAGCCCGUGAUGCGCAGCUUAAACAAAAAGCUCCUGGCAUUCCUCUCACAGGAUCGCUGGACAAGGUGCUCCGCGAAGGGAGCAAGGAGUCCUCGCAGAAUCUGGAAGUCUCGCCACAACUACUUGACUUCAUGAAGGUGUUGACAGAGACUCAUCCCGGGCCAGUCACAAUGCUCAAUCUCUUACACUUCCAUCAUCCGGGCGGGAAAGAGAGUUACUACAAGUAUGGACAGGCAUUCAUCCCUGUUGCAGGGAAGCGUGGCGGCGAUGCGAAAUUGGUGGGUAAUGUGGUGCCUCCGGGAUCAGGGCAGAAGGAAGAUUCGAGGGGAUCGCCAGACAGACCGCAGCAGGAGUGGUGGAAUGAGAUUUCCAUUGUGCACUAUCCUUCUAUUCGCCAUUUCUGUGACAUGCUGGCUGGAGAUGAUUACCAGGAGAUCAAUGAGAAGUAUCGUUUGUCGGCUCUCCGGGACACGUUCCUCAUGUGCACGACCGAGUUCGAGACUCAGUCGACGGCGACUUCCAAGCUGUGA